Messenger RNA from Sinocyclocheilus grahami, 2080 nucleotides. It is a transcript of the gene trip10b, whose product is annotated as thyroid hormone receptor interactor 10b. The record is from RefSeq and is a predicted model, not a curated record. The transcript has 14 exons. Gene Ontology annotation, molecular function: protein binding. The coding region runs from base 262 to 1686 and encodes 474 amino acids. Gene Ontology annotation, biological process: signal transduction. NCBI's taxonomy places the organism in Eukaryota, Metazoa, Chordata, Actinopteri, Cypriniformes, Cyprinidae.
AAGUUUGACAUUGCAUUAUAUGUCAGAAGUCCAGUGGAAACGAGCAGUGGUUCCGAAGCAGAAUCAGAGGUCACGGCACCUGUGCACUCAGGUGUGCUGCGAUCAGACUCACCUGCUGAGCGCGAGAGAAAUCACAAAGACACGGGUUACCUGAUAUUCAUGGAAACACUCUGAGUCCACACAAACCUCCUUCAGGAGCUGAAUUCGUUCUGGGACAGGCUGCAGUGGCUUUCUUUCUUUCUUUCGGACCUGUCAGAGAUCAUGGAUUGGGGUUCAGAUCUUUGGGACCAGCAUGACGUGAUCGAUAGACACACUCAGAGCGGACUGGAUCUGCUGGAGCGAUACGUGAAGUUUGUCAAAGAGAGAGCCGAGAUCGAGCAGAAUUACGCCAAACAGCUCAGGACUCUGUCUAAGAAAUAUUCCAGGCGAGGCGUCAAAGAAGAUCAGGACACAAAGCCGAGCAAUCAGCAGGCGUUUCAGGACGUGCUGAAUCAGCUGAACGAUUACGCGGCUCAGAGAGAGCAGCUCUCCGAGAGCAUGACGCUGAGCAUCUGUGUGGACCUCAGCAGAAACCUGCAGGAGCUGCGACAGGAGCGCAAGAACCAUCUCUGUGAGGUUAAGAAGGCUCAGCAGAACCUGGAGAGCAGCUCUAAACUGCUGGAGACUAGUAAGAAGCGUUUUGAGAAGGAAUGGAGAGAAGCAGAGAAGGCCAAUCAGCAGACAGAGAAAGUCCAGCUGGAUGCCAACGCCACGAGAGCAGACAUGGAGAAGGUACAGACUCCUUCAACACACAUACUUACACUUCAUGCAUCAUGGGUAACAGACGCUAGUAAGAAGCGUUUUGAGAAGGAAUGGAGAGAAGCAGAGAAGGCCAAUCAGCAGACAGAGAAAGUCCAGCUGGAUGCCAACGCCACGAGAGCAGACAUGGAGAAGGACACUCUGGCUCUUAUAGAGCAGUAUAGAUCAGGCGCGGCGCCUCCUGCUGACGUGGAGUUUGAGGAUUACAGUCAGGGAGUCAAAGCUGCUGCAUCUGACAACACUACGACACACCUGCCGAAAGUCCGCAUCAAACAGCUGUUCCACAAGAAAAACAAGGUGACAUCUCUUGAUAAAAACACGCCGUCUUCGCUGGAGGAUCUCUCUCGUCUCCCUCCGGAUCAGAGAAGGAGACGUCUGCAGGAGAAGAUUGAUGACAUCCAGAAGGAGCUGCAGAGAGAGACGGAGCAGAGCGAGGCUAUGAUGAAGAUGAAGGGUGUUUAUGAGCAGAACUCUCAGCUUGGAGAUCCGUCCAGCCUUCAGCCUCAGAUCACACAAACCGCUCAUAACAUCGCCAAACUGAGAGGAGAGCUCAAUAAAUACCAGGUUCAGCUCACUGAAGCCGGCGGUGGGACGCUGCAACACUAUCCCGCCAGUUCAGAGUACAUCACCGUGCUGAGUGAGUCCAGCGUGUCUCCGUCAGAGAACAUCUAUGAAUGUGAAUUUGAUGAGGACUUUGACAUUGACGUGCCCAUCGGUCAGUGCACGGCACUCUAUGACUUUGACGGCGGCAGCGAGGGCGCCGUGAGCAUGCAUGUGGGCGAGCAGCUGAGUCUGAUGCAGGAGGAUCAGGGCGACGGCUGGGUCCGAGUACAGAGGGCCAAUGGAGACGUGGGAUACGUGCCGGCGUCCUACAUCCAGAUCAUCUGAUCGCACCUGCAGCCAGCAUCAGAAACAGCUGAUAGCGUGUUUCACAGGAGUGUGAGCUGUGCUCAUCUGACUCAUCAACUGUUUUUAUGUCACGGGGAGUGUUUUCACGUUUUUCAUGUUGCACUUUUUGAUCUCUUUCUUUUCUGUCAGCAUGCAUUAUGCUGCUUCUGGUGUUUUUGUGCACAUAUGUAGUUUUAAAAUGGAUUUUAGUUGUCUUUUUCUAUUGUGUUUGUCUACUGUUGCACGCCUUUGUAUCGCAUCGUUGUUACUUCAUGAUGCAUAAUUACAGUCAAGUGUGUCCAACUGUGUGCUGAUUGAUUGGUGUAAUUAUUUUAAAGAUCCGUUCAACCCAAAAACCCGUGCACAAAGACCAACAGUCAAGGUCAGACUGUUC